AUGGUUUCACCUUUAUCUCCACCUUCAUUUUCCAUUCUCUUUUUUCUCUUAUCAAUAUUUUUAACAACGGUUUCAUCUCUCACAUGUUCGACUCAGAAACUCACCGGAACAAUAACCUACCCUAACUGCCUCGACCUCCCCGUACUCAAUGCCUUCCUCCAUUACACCCACGACCCGCAAAACUCCACGCUCUCGGUCGCCUUCAUCGCGUCUCCACCGACUCCAGCCGGUUGGGUUUCCUGGGGAAUAAACCCAACCGGGGUAGGAAUGGCGGGGGCGCAGGUGAUCGUGGCGUUCAAGAAUGACACCGCGAUGGCGAUGAAAACGUUGAACCUUAAAUCUUAUAGUGAGAUUAUACCUGGGAAGCUGUCGUUUGAUGUUUGGGACAUGAAAGCCGAGGAAGAUGGUGGCGGUUUUAUGAAGAUUUUUGCGACGGUUAAGGUUCCGGUUAAUGUUAACGCCGUUAAUCAUGUUUGGCAAGUGGGGCCCUCCGUAUUUGCAGGAAUGGUGGGUCCGCAUGAGUUUAGUCCACCGAAUUUGAAUUCUAAAGGAAGGCUUAGCUUGAAUGGAGCAGCAGAGGUUUCUGAUGUUCCUCUGGAUUCUGCCACCAAAAAGAAAUAUAUUCAUGGUUUAUUAAACACAGUGAGUUGGGGAAUUUUGUUUCCCCUUGGAGUAAUCAUGGCAAGAUAUGUGAAAACUUUCCCAUCAGCUGAUCCAGCUUGGUUCUACCUUCAUGUUAGUUGUCAAUUAUGUGCUUAUGUUCUUGGAGUUGCUGGUUGGGCAACUGGCAUGAAACUUGGAAGUGAAUCAGAAGGGAUUACUUUCAGUAUUCAUCGUAAUGUUGGAAUUACCCUCUUUUGUCUUGCAACUAUACAGGUAUUUGCAUUGUUUUUGAGGCCAAAUAAGGAUCACAAAUACAGAUUUUACUGGAACAUCUAUCACCAUAGUUUCGGAUACACAAUAAUCAUCCUUGGAAUCCUCAACAUAUUCAGAGGCUAUGAGAUGCUAGGCCCUGACCACAAAUGGAAAUCAUCUUACAUGACAGUGAUAAUUGCAUUGGCCGUAAUUGCCUUAGUGUUGGAAGCUAUCACAUGGAGUGUUGUGAUGAAAGGAAAGUGUAAAAACUACAAUAAAACCUAUGAUGGACAAACAAGGGAACAUAAUCCUGAUGAAUGA
Molecule: messenger RNA, 1176 nt
Organism: Vicia faba (fava bean)
Lineage: Eukaryota; Viridiplantae; Streptophyta; Magnoliopsida; Fabales; Fabaceae
Source: the annotation of a GenBank genome assembly